This is a messenger RNA of Lampris incognitus (smalleye Pacific opah), 1410 nucleotides long. It is a transcript of the gene cpb2, whose product is annotated as carboxypeptidase B2 (plasma). Gene Ontology annotation, biological process: fibrinolysis; proteolysis. The transcript is spliced from 11 exons. Lineage: Eukaryota; Metazoa; Chordata; Actinopteri; Lampriformes; Lampridae. The coding region runs from base 33 to 1313 and encodes 426 amino acids. The record is from RefSeq and is a predicted model, not a curated record. Gene Ontology annotation, molecular function: metallocarboxypeptidase activity; zinc ion binding.
ACCUCGGGGCGCUUGUUUGGGAUACGGUCGUUAUGAAGGCUCUUUUAGUGUUGCUCGUUUUGACGAGCGUGGACGAGCUCUUCAGGACGGGGGGAUGCACGUCACAUGACAGGGUUUUAUCAAUCACGCCGAGGACGCAGGAUCAAGUGGAUGUUUUGAAGAACCUGUCUACCCACUAUGAGGCAGUGUUAUGGCGCCCUGUUUCCCCCUCGCUCAUUAAAGAAGGGAAUCUGGUUCAUCUGAUGGUCCCGUCAAAAACCUCGGACGCCGUGAUGGGUGUGCUGAAGGAGCAUAGCAUAAAACACCAGGUGUUGCUCCGCAACGGCGAGGCCCUGAUUGAAAUGCAGAAGAGGAACGACUCCACGUAUAUGCGGAGCCCCUCGUCUAACAAUGAGAGAUACCACAGCCUGGAAGAUAUCUACCACUGGAUAAACAGGACCACGCAGGAGCACCCUGACAUGGUGAAGGCCAUUCUGAUAGGCUCAUCGUUUGAGAAGCGGCCGAUCUACAUCAUGAAGGUGACGUCCAAAAAAAGGAACGAGGGCAACAGAGCGAUGUGGCUGGACUGUGGGAUCCAUGCCAGAGAGUGGAUAACCCCUGCGUUUUGCAUGCGGUUUGUACAAAAUGCCCUGGCACAUUACAAUAUCAACCAAGAAAUUACUAAUAUACUAGACAACAUGGAUGUCUAUGUGCUUCCUGUGAUGAACCCUGAUGGCUACAAGUACACAUGGACCACAAACCGGAUGUGGCGGAAGAAUCGCUCUUUCAGCGAGAAUAGCAGCUGUGUCGGCGUUGACCUCAACAGAAACUUUGACGCCAACUGGUGCACGGAGGGGGCUUCGGAUGACCCCUGCUCAGAGAUCUACUGCGGUCAGUAUCCGGAGUCGGAGCCUGAGUCCGCGGCUGUUGCCAAAUUCCUGCGCAGUCAUAAGGAAUCAAUUAAGCUCUACUUCACCAUCCAUUCCUACUCUCAGAUGCUGCUCUUCCCAUACUCCUACACCUAUGACAAAACAGAGAACCACAAUGACCUGCUUGCCAUGGCCCAUGAAGCAGCAACGCGUAUCAGAAGGCAUUAUCACAAUACCUACACAUAUGGUGCCGGAGCAAACACAAUAUAUCUGGCCCCUGGUGGCUCGGACGAUUGGGCUUACAACCUUGGCAUCAAAUACUCCUUCACUUUGGAGAUGCAGGACCGCGGGCGUUAUGGUUUCCUUCUUCCACCGUCACUCAUUCACAGAGCCUGCGAUGAGGCGUUGCUUGCUGUCAAGACUAUUACCACAAGGGUCAUAGAAAAAACACAAGAACCUCUGUAAAACAGCAACACGGUCCCUCUUAACAACUCUCUAUCUAAAGCCAGAGCAGUUGGGCCCUAUGAACCACUGUCAUAAAUUUGAUUUAAGAUGUAACCAA